Ramularia collo-cygni is the source of this 852-nucleotide messenger RNA. Its product is annotated as related to dienelactone hydrolase family protein. Gene Ontology annotation, molecular function: hydrolase activity. The record is from RefSeq and is a predicted model, not a curated record. The transcript is spliced from 3 exons. Lineage: Eukaryota; Fungi; Ascomycota; Dothideomycetes; Mycosphaerellales; Mycosphaerellaceae. The coding region runs from base 1 to 852 and encodes 283 amino acids.
AUGUCUACCGGCGUCGGCGUCUCCUCAUGCUGCCUUUCAGGCAAGAUCGCCCAAGGCAAGCCCACUGGACGCACCGAAACCAUCGCCGGUCUCCAGACAUAUGUCGCUGAGCCCGCCGACAAUUCCAACAAGAAAUCUGUCGUUUUCCUCGUCGACAUUUUUGGCUGGACACUGCCAAACAUUCGUCUUCUCGCAGACAACUAUGCCAAAGCAGGCUUCACUGCCUACAUUCCCGAUGUUCACGAGGGCGAUUCAUUGGAUCCUGAGUUUCUCGAAACUGUCGAGCCUCCUCUCCCUCAACGAGAAGCCAUGGGUGCUGCGGCCAAAGCUGCCGCUACUGCUAAAGUCGGCGCUACUCUUGGGCCAUGGUUGAUCAAGCACCGUGAGGGCGUCUCUAGGCCUCUGAUUGAAGGAUUCAUCAACCAGAUUCGCAYUACUCCUGGUACUGACAAGGUCGGUGUCAUUGGGUUUUGCUGGGGUGGUAGGUAUGCCAUCUUGGCGGCCAACGCACCUUUCAGUGGGCAGGAAGGCAAAGGCGUUGACGCUGCCUAUGCAUGCCACCCUAGUUUAGUGAGCAUUCCGGCGGACUUUGAGCCCGUCGCUGUGCCUUUGAGCCUGGCGCUUGGAGACAAGGAUAGUCUCUUGGGAGAGUCAGAGAUCGGCAAGAUCAGAGAGAUCCUGGCGAAGAAGCAGAGGGGAGACCAGGGCGAGAAGAGCGAGAGCGAAAUCAAGGUGUACGCUGACCAAAUCCAUGGAUUCGCUCUCAGGGGUGACUGGAGUAGUGAAAACGACAAGAAGGCUAUGGAUGAAGCUGAGAAGCAGGGCCUUAACUUUUUCAACAAGCACCUCUAG